Hyla sarda is the source of this 2090-nucleotide messenger RNA. Its product is annotated as beta-1,3-galactosyl-O-glycosyl-glycoprotein beta-1,6-N-acetylglucosaminyltransferase 7-like. NCBI's taxonomy places the organism in Eukaryota, Metazoa, Chordata, Amphibia, Anura, Hylidae. The record is from RefSeq and is a predicted model, not a curated record. The coding region runs from base 190 to 1473 and encodes 427 amino acids. The transcript is spliced from 3 exons. Gene Ontology annotation, cellular component: membrane. Gene Ontology annotation, molecular function: acetylglucosaminyltransferase activity.
UGAAUGUUAGUGGAGAGUGAGAAUAGGGACUGCAGCUCUGGAUGUAAGGAAUGAGAAAUUAUAUAUUAUAUAAAGUUUUUUUUUAUUUGUAUUGUAUAAAAUAUAUUUAUAUUUUUGUUUGUUUUUCAAGCAGCAUCAUAAGGAUAAAAACCAAAUGAUACUGAUGACAGUCCAAGGGCAGAGCAGACAAUGAGCCUCCUUGGAUGCACCAAAUCAGGGUUUAUAUUAUGCAUCGGCCUCUCCAUCAUCCUUUUGGCCAUCACCAACAUUAACCAACUGGAUAACUGGUUGACUGUUGAGGAGGAAAUCAAGGAAUGUGGCUUCUAUCCCGGAGAACUGUGCAAAGCGUUAUUUGAGGGGAAGCCUGCUGCCCUGGUAGUGGGAAAUAUAUGUCAAGAAGCCCUGCCCCCACCCAGAGAAGAAGGAGCAGUCAUCCUGCAAUCCAACUGCUCCACCCUGAUAACCAACCUGCACUUCAUCACAAAGCCAAUGUCAAUUGAGGAGGUGGACUACCCCUUGGCAUACAUCGUGACUAUCCACAAACAGCUGGACAUGUUCAUCAAGUUGCUUACUGCUAUUUACACCCCACAGAAUGUCUAUUGCAUCCAUGUCGACCAAAAGUCUCCCAAGACAUACAGUAAGGCAGUGCGGAAGCUCACAAGCUGCUUCGGGAAUGUGUUUAUAGCAUCUCAGCUGGAGACUGUGGUCUACGCAGGGUUUUCAAGGCUAGGCGCAGAUAUAAACUGCAUGCAGGAUCUCGUCCACUCUGACAUCCCAUGGAGACACGUCAUCAACUUAUGUGGACAAGAUUUCCCAAUGAAAACCAAUAGGGAGAUCGUACAAUAUCUCAAGAGCAAAUGGAAUGGGAGGAACCUGACGCCAGGUGUAAUCCAGCCGCUGCACAUGAAAUACCGGACACAAGUGACUUAUAAGGAGUUUGUCCAUAUGGGGAUGUCCUAUGUCUAUCCCACCAAAGAGGCAAAGUCUGGCCCCCCGCAUAACAUCACACUCUACUUUGGGACCGCCUACUAUGCCCUGACUAGGGAAUUUGUAGAAUUUGUGUUGACGGACCAAAGGGCGAAGGAUCUUCUGGAGUGGUCAAAGGACACAUACAGUCCAGACGAGCACUACUGGGUGACCCUCAACAGGAUGAAAGAUGUUCCAGGAUCAACACCUGAAGCCGGCUGGGAGGGGAACAUCCGAGCUGUCAAAUGGAGAGACCAAGAGGGCAUCUCACACUCCGGCUGCAGUGGGCAUUAUGUGCGGGACAUCUGCGUGUACGGCCUCGGAGAUUUGCACUGGUUGAUAAAUUCUCCGCAUUUAUUUGCAAACAAAUUUGACCCAAGACGCUAUGGGGUGGUCACCGACUGCCUGGAAAGACAUUUCAGACUGAGGGUCCUGAAGGGGGCAGAGGUCCCGGUGGAGCAGAGCUGGUGUUUCCAAGAUGAAUAUUCGAUAAAGACAUCGCAUUGAUGGUUAGCGGAGUGCCUCCAGGUGGUCAUUUGGUCAUAUACAAAUUUAAGGUACUGCUGCUGUGGUGCAGCCAUUUGCAUGGGAGACGGUGAAGGACGCCACCUGAUAGGACCUGGCUAAGGAAAGAUGCUUAGGACAGAAAACUGCCUGAAAUAAACCUGGUAAAAAUGCAAAGUGUGUCCCAAGCUGCUCAAACUGGACAGUGAAGGGCAGGAGGCUCAAAUGACUGCAAUGUGCCAGAUAACACUGCAAUUUAGACUGACAGGAAAAUCAUGGUACAUAUGGAAAUCUCCAUUCAGUUGUGUAACAUAAAUCCUUAUUAUUUACAUGCGCUGUUUUAUUAUUUACCUGAAUCAAGUGACAACACAAUAAAGAGAAUCAGAAUAAAUAUGACUAUGUACAUUGGGUGGUGGGGGUGGAUACAGCCCAUGUGACAGUAGUCAUGUGAUAUUGUCAUGCAGCCUCUUCACAAUAUACAGUAAAAGCUCUAAAGUAUAAGAGAGGAUGUAGAGGAUCACUACAGGAUCAGUAAUGUAUGUACACAGUGACCCCACCAGCAGAAUAGUGAGUGCAGCUCUGGAGUAUAAUACAGGAUAUAACUCAGAAGCAGUAUGGGA